Molecule: messenger RNA, 1611 nt
Organism: Cryptomeria japonica (Japanese cedar)
Lineage: Eukaryota; Viridiplantae; Streptophyta; Pinopsida; Cupressales; Cupressaceae
Exons: 1
Coding region: 1-1611 (536 amino acids)
Source: RefSeq, a predicted model, not a curated record
AUGGACCCUGGCGAACAACCCAUGGUUUUAAAAUGGCUUUCACAAGUAGAAGAAAUGCUUAUAGCAAGGAGUGCUCCUGUUUUGCAAGUUAGCCAUGCCAGGGGUGAUCAAUACAAAUAUAUAGGGCACACCAUUAAUUUCCCACAAGACAUUUCAGAAAUAGCAACUACUUUGCCAUGCAAAUUCCAACAUUUGGAGAUUGUGAUUAUUCGAAGGACAAAUCUCGAAGGGAAACAAUAUGACUGUUAUGUAAACAAGUUCCAUGUUAUGGUCGCAUUGAAUUACAAAAUUCAACAUGACCAGUACUACAGUGAUGUUAUCAUUGACGCUGCAGUUGUUGAUUUAUUGCCACAAACAUCUGCCGAUAUAUCUAAUUUUUUAUAUACCCUUCCAAAUUCCUUUGAUCUACAUCCUCCUUCACCAACACAAGAGCCACUCUAUAAUGAUGAUGAAGUUGAAUUACAGGCCACAUCAUCGUUCAUCCCAAAGUUGCCAUGUUCAACCCCUGAACUAGAUGCCAUUAAAAAGAUAUUGCACCUAGAUAAGGAUGAUCAAAAUGUUGCUGCUUGGCUUGAAAUAAGUUUCUCACCCAUUAAUGAAUACAACACUGAAGGCUUGUUUUCUAUGGCUUUCCCAACAUUGUUCCCAAGCGGAUCUGCACUGCCACUCCAACCAAGGACAAAACAUGUUCACUUGCACGAAUAUGCUUUGCACUUGAUAAGAUAUCAUGACCAAAGAUUUGGACAACAUGUUAGGUUCAGAUAUUAUCUUUACAAUCUAAUUAUGAGACACCGUUCCCAACAGUCAGCUUCAGUUUUCCUACGGACCAACUUAGAAGACUCCAUCCAAACUACAUUGCAAGCUUUGUGUGAACAGUUGCAGUCUACACCUUCCGAUCAAUUGCCAAACCAAUUAAUGUAUUUUGCAGCUUCAUUGCGAGGCACAAGAGCUUAUUGUAAUAGAUCCCACAAGGAUCUCACUACAAUGGUACACCAAUUGGGAGCACCUACAUUGUUCUUCACAUUGAGUGCAAUUGAUACAAAAUGGCUAGAGCUACAUAAAUUGUUUCCAGCUAACUCCUCUUCAGAAUUCCAAUCCACAAAGAAAAAAUUUAUACAAAAUAUUUUCCACAAUCCACACGCUACAACGUUGUUCUUACAUUUUAGAUUCACAAUAUUUCGUGAGGAGAUUAUUGACAAAGUUUUGAAAUCAAAAGACCAUUGGUAUAGGUACGAAUGGCAACAUCGUGGCUCCGCACAUAUACAUGGCUUUUUGUGGUUGUCGAAUGCACCUGAUAUGGACAAUUUAGACUGGUCUAACUAUGAUGUUGUGCAAUCAGCUAAGUCCUUUUUUGAUAGGUAUGUUACAACAUGGAAUCCUUGCAACCAAGUUUCCCGAGACAAUAGACUACACACUACUUCACUGUUUCAUCCAUGCAUGGCUGAUACAAACCAAAUUCUAUUUGCUAACCCUCUCUCUGAUUAUGAGGAACUCGUCAAUGUUGUUCAGCGGCAUACAAAAUGCUCUACUCAUACUUGCUUAAAAAAAGAGGUCGAGCCCUCCAUUGUCGAUAUAGAGCCCCUUGGCCCGAGCAAUAUUUUUCAACACUGA